CAACUUUCUUUCAAUGGCAUUGGCAUCUGAGAUCUCAAUCGCCGGAAUCCUGGCUAGUAGCGCUAUCGCUGCUUGUUUUGCGGAGUUGUGUACUUUACCUCUAGACACCGCUAAAGUUAGACUACAGUUACAAAAGAGAGCAGGGGAAGGUUCCGGCAAGUACAGGGGAUUAUUAGGUACAGUUGCUACAAUUGCUAAGGAGGAAGGUUUAUUAGCUCUUUGGAAAGGCAUUGUACCUGGCUUACAUCGACAAUGUAUAUAUGGAGGCCUAAGGAUUGGGUUAUAUGAGCCUGUCAAGGCCUUCUUUGCACAUACCUAUUAUGUUGGAGAUGGUUCCUUAUUCACUAAAGUGUUUGCUGCUCUUGUUACUGGUGCAAUCGCAAUUGCUCUGGCUAAUCCAACUGAUCUUGUAAAAGUUCGGCUCCAGGCUGAAGGUAAAGCUGGUACACCUAGGCGCUAUGAUGGUGCUUUCAAUGCAUACUAUACCAUAGUGAAACAGGAAGGGCUGGCAGCUUUGUGGACAGGAAUUGUGCCAAAUAUUGCACGGAAUGCUAUUAUCAAUGCUGCUGAACUGGCCAGUUAUGAUCAUCUCAAAGAGAUAAUUUUAAAACUUCCAGGAUUUACAGACACUGUUUUAACUCAUCUCAUAGCUGGUUUAGGUGCUGGAUUCUUUGCAGUUUCUAUCGGUUCUCCAGUUGAUGUGGUCAAAUCAAGAAUGAUGGGAGAUUCAGUAUACAAGAACACCUUUGAUUGUUUUUUCCGAACAUUGAAGUACGAGGGACCACUUGCUUUUUAUAAGGGUUUCCUCCCCAAUUUUUUUCGACUAGGAUCGUGGAACGUUAUCAUGUUUUUGACGCUUGAGCAAGUCAAGAGAUGGUUGGGAUGAUAAAUAAAUUUAAUUGGCCAUUGAGUGUCUGCCAGCAGAAAGGGAUUGAAUUUGUGCAUCUGCAAUUGCUUUCUGAAGAGGUAACAAGUGUGAUGUGGUUGUUUCGAUCCAGAUAUCACACAAGUUACACGGGAGUUAUACUUAUUCAGAGGGUCUUUAUUGUGACCAAGGGUUGCCUUUGUCUUUUCUCCAGUUACUAGUGGAAAAAAUGGCAUGCUAUAUAAAUUUAUACAUGAAAUUUAUACUAAACUGCCCUAUUAUACCUUCUUCUUCUCCUUUUUGGGGGGGCAAAAGACAACUUUUUGAGCUAGUCAAUAGCCUGAUUUCCUUAUUUGUAUGUAUAUACAAGGAAAUGUUUUCUUGAAUUGAAAUAAUAAUUCUGAUUUUGAAGAAUCUCCACCAAUAACAUUGAUUUCAACACAUGCAAAUCCACUUUUGUAUUCAAGUCGAAGAAAUGUUUGAUUCUUAUUUAAUGUGAAACAUCAACUUGAUUGAGGCA
This is a messenger RNA of Solanum verrucosum, 1385 nucleotides long. Its product is annotated as mitochondrial uncoupling protein 1-like. Bases 14 to 886 code for a protein of 290 amino acids. Gene Ontology annotation, molecular function: oxidative phosphorylation uncoupler activity. Gene Ontology annotation, biological process: mitochondrial transport; mitochondrial transmembrane transport. Gene Ontology annotation, cellular component: mitochondrial membrane. The transcript has 9 exons. The record is from RefSeq and is a predicted model, not a curated record. NCBI's taxonomy places the organism in Eukaryota, Viridiplantae, Streptophyta, Magnoliopsida, Solanales, Solanaceae.